Molecule: messenger RNA, 2460 nt
Organism: Manduca sexta (tobacco hornworm)
Lineage: Eukaryota; Metazoa; Arthropoda; Insecta; Lepidoptera; Sphingidae
Gene: Rab35
Product: ras-related protein Rab-35
Exons: 4
Coding region: 173-775 (200 amino acids)
Biological process (GO): endocytic recycling
Cellular component (GO): endosome membrane; plasma membrane
Molecular function (GO): GTP binding; GTPase activity
Source: RefSeq, a predicted model, not a curated record
UCUAGUAACUUAAAAACAACAAUGGCGAACGUAUAGUAAAAUGACGCAAGUGUAACGUUCUACGGCAUGCGUUUUGUCAAUAUUUCUCUAGUAAAAAUUGCUUUAACUCCAUUAUUAGCGAUAGUAGUAAACACAUGACCAAUUAGAGUAAUAUUAUCCAUAAAGUGAAAGUAUGGCGCGUGAGUUUGACCACCUUUUCAAACUGCUGAUUAUCGGUGACAGUGGUGUGGGUAAGAGCUGUCUUCUCCUGCGUUUUGCCGACAACACAUUUUCCGGUAGUUAUAUCACGACGAUAGGGGUGGAUUUCAAAAUAAGAACUUUGGAAAUAAACGGUGAACGAGUCAAGCUGCAGAUAUGGGACACGGCCGGGCAGGAGAGGUUCAGAACUAUCACGAGCACGUACUACAGAGGGACGCACGGCGUCAUCGUCGUGUACGAUGUCACCAACGGCGAGUCCUUCGCGAACGUGAAGCGAUGGCUACACGAGAUCGAACAGAAUUGUGAUGUUGUUAACAAAGUUUUAGUUGGAAACAAGAAUGAUUGUCCGUCAAGAAAGGUGGUGGUCACUGAGGAUGCGCAGAGGUUCGCAAACCAAAUGAACAUACCGCUGUUCGAAACUAGUGCAAAGGAAAACAUUAAUGUGGAAGAAAUGUUUCUUACCAUCACAAAAAUGGUACUGCGAUCGAAAUUGGAAAUGAAAGAGAGACAAAACGUCACAUCAAACGACACGGUACAUUUAAAGAAGAGUCACAAAACUAAGAAGAAAUGUUGCUAGUGGUCGCACGGGACACCACGUGCCACGGACAUUGAUUAUCCAAUGCUCAAAUAUCAAGAGAUAUUGCACAACCCUAGCAGACCACUUGUACCACAGAGGAAUGUAUUUUUCUACAUGGUACAUUACAGUAUACCAUUAGAGCCUAUAGUUACAAUAGAUAAUGAACAGGGUGGGGUAAUCUGGUCUUACAGAUGUUUAUCCGUGCCCAUCUCUCGCGGCAUAGAGUCUAUAGUGUAUCAAAUGCACACAAUAGUUGAUCUCUACAUGUGCAAAUGGUCACGUUUGUAAUCCCCAUUGUGUUUACUUACAUGUAUGUGCUGGGUUGGACAGUCUUGAGUCAAGAGCAUGUACAUUGUGACUCCAAAAAUCUACUAUUAGAGUAUUGUGAAUGCAUAGUUAAUGUGUAUGAUUGUAUUCUCGUUAUCAAAAUUUAUAUGUGAUGGAAUGUUGUGUAUCAAUGGGAAUGUUGAACAUCAUAUGAAUGGGAUUAUCCAGUAAUGUUAUUUCUUUUAUCGAGUAUAAACAUGUAUUAUGGAUGGCAGAACUGAACAAAUAUUUACAUAAAAUUUGUAUAUGUAAUGUUAUACACAAAAAGUAUUAUUUGAAGGAAGACAACUGGAGUUAUAAUAGAAAGUGUUUUAAAUCUCUCAAAACUGAAUAGUGCUAAUUUUAUCAAAAUAUAGAUGAAAUCCAGUGCGAUUAUAUAGUGAGAAACUAUUUAUAAUUUUUUUAUUUAAAUAUUGGCAAAGUAUAUGUGCAGUUGUGUAACCGAAAUUCCAAAUUUAUUUAAUACCCUUAGGGAGAGUUUAUUACCAUUUUAUAACUCAGACUAGAUUGGAGGAUGGAUUAAAAUUGUUAUACAGUAUGGUGGCAAAGUUAGGAUAACUUGCAGUGAUGAUUAAGUCUAGGCUAUGUUAACCAUACUGAGUAAUUUUGUAUGAGGAAAAUAAAUAAUAAAAAAAUUAAGCAAAUAAUAGCUCAAUUUGGAAUUACUUUCUGCAAAUUAAAUUUUUGGUAUUUUUUCAAAAGAAUAACCACUGAUAAAAUUGUAGGGAUACAAUUGCCUUUACGGUAAGUGGGACUUGAUUUCCUUUUACUCUAAUUGAGGCAUUAUUAAUUUGCCUGAAAAUACAUAUUUUGCCGCCAAAAUAUAAAUAUAAUAUUGACAUGUGGAAUGUUUCUUUAUCUAUUUUAAUGAGAUUAUAAUAUUAUUUGCCAUCCUGGUUCUAAGACUCUGAGGUUUAAAUUAUAAGUAGUCAUUAUAUUGUGCGUUUUGAUAAUAAUUAUGCGUAUUACUGGGUUACAUAAUUAUACUGUGUUUAUUAGAAAUCCUCAAGUCAAAUACAUAUCUUCUGUAUUCGAUAUGUUCUGUCAAAUAAUUGCGUUUUUCACUUUUUUGUGAGUUAGUAAAUGUGUAUGUUAAAAUGUUUACCGAUGCCCCUGGUUGCGUAUUGAUAUUUUACAUCAUAUAAGUUUGCAAGUUAAGUUGAUGUGUUGUUUUCGCCAAAUUAUCAUUCCGUACAUUACAUUUGUACAAUAUCAUAUGCUUUUUUAUUUAAUAUGCAUGAUUUGUCUCGUUGCAGUACUCAUAUAUUAUUUUUAAGAAUUAUUGUUCAUAGGUACAUACCAGCAUUUUAUUUGUUUUUAAAGAUGUAAAUAGAUGAUAUAUUUUGCCCAUAAUAAAA